Aethina tumida (small hive beetle) is the source of this 995-nucleotide messenger RNA. RefSeq names its product eukaryotic translation initiation factor 4E type 2 (gene eIF4EHP). The transcript has 4 exons. Gene Ontology annotation, cellular component: eukaryotic translation initiation factor 4F complex; cytoplasm. Gene Ontology annotation, biological process: translational initiation. Lineage: Eukaryota; Metazoa; Arthropoda; Insecta; Coleoptera; Nitidulidae. Gene Ontology annotation, molecular function: translation initiation factor activity; RNA 7-methylguanosine cap binding. Bases 152 to 862 code for a protein of 236 amino acids. The record is from RefSeq and is a predicted model, not a curated record.
AAUCUUUAGUGACUUUUCUCGCGUUUAACCAUAAUUGGAGAACGUGUAUAUCAAGGUCAUAAAUAAAGUUGACGGAAGCUCAUACUAGAAAUUAAAAUUUUACUAUUUAUAAUAACAAUAAACUAGUGACAGGCUGUGAUAAAAUAAUUUUAUGGUCUAUAACGCAAAUUAUACCCAAACCACCAUGUCCAACAAAUACGAAUCGCAGAAACACCAUGUGGACAACUCGGACAGCGGCAGCGGUGACGACGAGAUUGGCCCAAACAUAACAGACCUUGGUCCAGUCGAUUAUCCACCAGGGGAGCACAGACUUCAGCAUCCAUACUGUUUAUGGUUCUCCAGGAGACCGUCCCAGAGUCAGGGCUCACAGGGCUACAGUCAGGCGUUGCGGCUGGUCGGCCAAGUGGGGACAGUGGAACAAUGGUGGGCGUUAUAUUCACAUAUCGUUAGGUUGCCAGAUAUACCUACACACAGGGACUUGCAUCUUUUUAAAAAGGGUAUUAAACCAAUGUGGGAAGAUGCUGCAAACAAAAAAGGAGGGAAAUGGGUUAUAAGACUUCGGAAGGAACAAGCUGGUAGGGCUUGGGAGAAUUUAUGUAUGGCAAUGUUAGGGGAGCAAUUUAUGGCUGGCAAUGAAAUAUGUGGAGUGGUAGUAUCAACACGUUACCAAGAAUAUUUACUUAGUAUUUGGAAUAGGACCGCAUCAGAUCAAGCGACAACAGCAAGGAUAAGAGAUGCGCUAAAACGAUUACUUAAUAUCCCAGCAAGUGCCACAAUGGAGUACAAAACACACAAUGACUGCCUUAAGUAUGAGCAAAUGGCCAAAGCAAAUCGGAACAAUCAUAUUAAUCACAUCAAUUGAUUGAAGCUUGGAUACAUACCAAAACAAUAUUUUCAAAAUGAUUCAGCCAUAGUUAAUAGAAGAAAUUAUAAGAUUUGUUAACAUUAUUUGUUUGAAAAAAUUAUGAUUUUAAUAAUAAUACUUUUCAACAUUU